Erigeron canadensis is the source of this 2024-nucleotide messenger RNA. Its product is annotated as tubulin-folding cofactor E. Gene Ontology annotation, molecular function: protein binding. Lineage: Eukaryota; Viridiplantae; Streptophyta; Magnoliopsida; Asterales; Asteraceae. The coding region runs from base 87 to 1676 and encodes 529 amino acids. The record is from RefSeq and is a predicted model, not a curated record. The transcript is spliced from 15 exons. Gene Ontology annotation, cellular component: nucleus.
AAUCAUUAGUGCUUUGAGCUCUAGUUUUUUUUUUUUCGUUUUGCCACAACAACAAAAAAAAAAAACCACAAAUCAGAAAUCACCAUAUGCAAACCUCAUCAGAAAACCCACAACAAUGCGACUUCAAACUCGGCCAACGAGUCCACUGGACCGGAGACCCUCAUCGGAUCGGCACUGUGAAAUACAUAGGUCCAGUUUCCGGCUAUUCCGGCACCUGGGUCGGCGUCGAUUGGGACAACCGUGACGGCAAACACGACGGAUCAGUUAAUGGCGUUCGCUACUUCAAUGCCCAGUUCCCCAAUUCAGCUUCUUUUGCUCGCCCACAUAAUUUAAGCUCAGGGGUAUCAUUAUUACAAGCUUUAGAUAUGAGAUACCGUACUAGUUCAACUAAAGAAGAAUUGGAUGAAAUGUAUGUAUUUUCUGCUAGUAAUAAAAAGGUGAAUGUUCAGUUGGUGGGUAAAGAUAAGAUUGAAGAUAUAUUGGGGAGGUUUGAGGAGCUGCCGGGUGCUGCUUUGUCGUAUUUAGGGGUUAGUUCUGCUGGUGAUCCUGUUGAAAUUAGUAAAACUUUACCAAAUCUAAAGGAGCUUGAUUUAACUGGAAAUCUGCUUUCCGAGUGGCAAGAUGUUGAUGCCAUCUGCAGUGGGUUGCCAGCUCUUACAGCACUUAAUAUGACAACCAAUAUGAUGUCAAAUUCUGUCGUGGGAGUCUCUCACCUAAAGAAUCUACGGCUUUUAGUUAUAAACAACACUACGAUAAAUUGGUCUCAGGUUGAAGUACUUAAAGAGUCACUCCAAGCCAUCGAAGAACUGCAUCUAAUGGGAAACAAGAUAAGGGAGAUAACGCCUACGUCAUCCAAAGUUGUACAAGGGUUUGACUCUCUGCGUAUUCUAAAUUUAGAAGAUAACUAUAUUGCUGAUUGGGGUGAAAUCUUGAAGCUUUCUCAACUGAAAUGUUUGGAGCAGAUUCAUUUGAAUAAGAAUAACAUAGAACACAUUUGGUACCCCUCCACAGAUGAACUAUCAUGUAACCCUUUCCAAAGUUUGCGCUGCCUUCUUAUUGGAGGUAAUAAAAUUGAGGAUGUAGCUUCCAUCGAUACACUAAACUUGUAUCCUGCCUUAGUGGAUAUCAGGUGUUCUGAGAAUCCAGCAACAGAUCCAAAGAGAGGAGGGGUUGCAAGAUUUGCUUUGAUUUCCCGCUUAGCCAAAGUUAAAGUAUUAAACGGGAGUGAGAUUACCCCUCGAGAGCGCAAAGACUCUGAGAUACGGUAUGUACGCUUGGUAAUGUCAAAACCGCAUCAAAAUUUGGAAGAGAUCAAGAGGCUUCACCCAAGAUUCAUCGAGCUUAGAGCUUUCUAUGGGAUUGAGGAUGAAAGGCCUUCAAAUGGUCCAUCAGGCCCUCAGAAAAUGGCUUCUGGACUUAUCACUGUUACUCUGAAGUGUGUUGGACCAUCAAUUGCUGAAAAAAUUCCGUUAACUAAAAAACUGCCAGCAACCACCACUGUUGGCAAGCUUAAGACUCUUUGUUUGAGCUUCUUCAAAUUGAAGUUCUUCAAGCCAUUAUUAUAUCUUCAAGAAGAGGGUUCGCCACUACCUACACUGCUUGACGAUGACAUGUCGUCUUUGAAUGAUGCGGGUGUUUGCAACCAAUCAACCAUUCUGAUUGACGAGGAGAACUAAGCAGUUACAUCCAUGAACGGUUCCACAUUCUUGCUUUGCGCGACUCAUAUUUUAUUGAAGGGAAGAAUGUGCCUUGUACACAUGACAUGAACUACUCGCCCCAUGACUUAUAUUACACUGUUCAGGGUAAGAAGUGCCUACUUAGUGGACAUUAGGUGCCACCGUGCCAGCAAGUGAUAUGGUUGCUUUUGCUUUGUUAUAUUUCAUUUGGGUUGUUAAGCAAGUGACAUGGGCAUAUGGACAACACUGCAGACGUUGAUUUGUCUAUGUAUCAACUAUUAAGGGCAAUAUAUAUAUAUAUCCCCUGCAUGUUUUUUGUAUCAGCAGAAGGGAUACUGCUUGUUUGAA